AUGUACCCUGUUGCUCUUGUAAUGCUUCAGGAAGAUGAGCUGCUUAACCGUAUGAGAUUUGAUCUUGUCCCCAAACUAGUGAAAGAAGAAGUCUUUUGGAGGAACUAUUUCUACAGGGUAUCACUAAUAAAACAAUCUGCACAACUAACUGCAUUAGCAGCCCAGCAAUCCACAGGCAAAUCAGACAAGACAAAUGGCAAGACCGAUGAUGGUGGUUUAGAAGAAACUGUCAGACCAAAGACUCCACCUGUUGCUAUUAAAAAUCAAAUGAAAACUCAGGAGGAAGAAGAGGAGAUUUCUACCAGCCCAGAAGUAUCUGAAUUUGUGAGUGAAGCAUUUGAUUCCUGUGAUAUAGACCAAGAAGACCUACGGAAAGAAAUGGAACAGCUUGUGCUGGACAAAAAGGACGAGCUUGACACAGCAGAAGAGGAGUCCGAAGACUGGAUCCAUGAAUUGCAACAAGUGGUUCAAGAAUAUGAAGUAGUUUCUGGCUCUGACAAAAUGAAGGAUGAGAACUGGGACAAAGAGAUAGAGGAACUCCUCCAGGAGGAUUAA
This is a messenger RNA of Staurois parvus, 555 nucleotides long. Lineage: Eukaryota; Metazoa; Chordata; Amphibia; Anura; Ranidae. The record is from the annotation of a GenBank genome assembly.